AUGAGAGGCAAACUGCCAACUGAGGGCAACUUUGUGACGGUAUCUACUGUUGUUGCAUCACCCGCCUCUCGGGGUUCUGUUCAGCUGCAUUCUAGCGACCCCUUCGAUGACCCUUUCAUUGACCCCAAUUUCUACGGCUCCAAGUUCGACAUGACCGUCAUGAAAGAGGCAAUCUACGCUGCCCGUCGCUUUACUGCUGCUAGAUCUUGGGACAGUUACAUCCUCAAGCCUUCUUUCAACGCCACAACGGAGGCAGAGAUUGAGGACAUGAUUCGCGAUACCACUUGGACGAUUUCCCACCCUGUUGGAAUGGCUGCUAUGAGCGCGAAGAGUGCUGAUUAUGGUGUUGUUGAUCCUGAUCUGAGGGUGAAAGGGAUCCGAUCAGGCCUUCGCGUCAUUGAUGGUUCAGUCUUUGUGAGUUAA
Molecule: messenger RNA, 423 nt
Organism: Marasmius oreades (fairy-ring Marasmius)
Lineage: Eukaryota; Fungi; Basidiomycota; Agaricomycetes; Agaricales; Marasmiaceae
Exons: 2
Coding region: 1-423 (140 amino acids)
Molecular function (GO): oxidoreductase activity, acting on CH-OH group of donors; flavin adenine dinucleotide binding
Source: RefSeq, a predicted model, not a curated record